AUGAAGCUCAUGCUCGUCCGGCCGCCGCACGUCGUCCGCCGUAGCCGCCGUCUGGCCGCUCGUCCCAGCCCGGGCCGCCGUCCGCCGCUGCUGUCCUCCUCGGACCCAGCUGUUUCUUCUUCCUCCUCUCCUCUUCGUGGACGCCCGACCAGCAGCUACCGCAGCUCGUCCUUCCGCCGCGCGUCGUCCGCCGCGGCCGCCGUCCAUCUGGCCCGUCGCCGCCGUUGCUGCUGCUGCUCCGGCGAGACCCCCGGUUCCCCCUUUCCCUGUUCUGACUUCCCUUCCCCUGUUUCGCCAGCAACCGUCGCUGCCCUCACCGGCUCACCACUACCACCCGGCUCCCCCUUUUCCGCCUGGUCGCCGCCCCCGCUGCCGCCGGCGCCACUGUGGCCGCUGCUCCCCUGUUCCGGCCACCGCUCCCCUCCCCUUCCUCUGUUCUCUCUCUCUGUCCCUACUCCGACCGUCGCCGCCGUGGGCCGCCGCUCGAACGCCGGAGCUGCUGCUGUCCCGGCGACGUUGCUGCUUCUGUUCCGUCCAACUCGCCGCCGCCCGCCUUGCCACAACCCCGACGACGUUGCUGCUGCUUCCUUCCCCUGUUUCUCUCCCGUCGCCGUCGCUGCCCAGCCGCCGCCGGAGCUGCUGCCGUUCCGGCGAGGCCCCUGCUCACCCCUGCUACCGCCGAGCUGCUGCCGUCUCAGCCGGAGCUCCUUGCCGCCCGGCUGUGGCCGAGAGCCUCGCCGAUCGCCGCCGCCGCUGUUGUCCCGACGAUUUCUCCGCUCCCCCGCUCUGUUUUCGUUGCUCAAGUCGAGAUCCGCGACCGUGAUUGAUUUGGAGAUGUCGCCAAGGUACCAUGGAGACCGGGGAUAGGUCGGGUUACCCCGUCUUUUGAGCGCUCCGUUUUGGUAGAGGAGAUAAGUUUAACAAACACCGUCCCUUUUUUAUGAACGUGGUUUGAAGUUAGUAGCCUGGUUUAAGGUGAUGUAAACGUGAAGGUUGUAAGUUAUAUUAAAUGUAUUCUUGUUUUGAGUA
Molecule: messenger RNA, 1029 nt
Organism: Syzygium oleosum
Lineage: Eukaryota; Viridiplantae; Streptophyta; Magnoliopsida; Myrtales; Myrtaceae
Product: vegetative cell wall protein gp1-like
Exons: 3
Coding region: 1-867 (288 amino acids)
Source: RefSeq, a predicted model, not a curated record